Molecule: messenger RNA, 1990 nt
Organism: Cucumis melo (muskmelon)
Lineage: Eukaryota; Viridiplantae; Streptophyta; Magnoliopsida; Cucurbitales; Cucurbitaceae
Product: aspartyl protease family protein 1-like
Exons: 10
Coding region: 208-1881 (557 amino acids)
Biological process (GO): proteolysis
Molecular function (GO): aspartic-type endopeptidase activity
Source: RefSeq, a predicted model, not a curated record
AAGAGAAAACGUUUGACUUCUCUCAGCAAAGUCCACAAUUUCAUCUUCCUCUGAACUUCAACGCUUUCAUGUUCUUCAUCCUUGAAUCCGUCAAACCUUCUUCUCCUUUCCGAUUCUAUUUAUACUCUUCUUCUCGGUUCCGUCCAUGUCUUCCUCACUUUCCCGGAUUUCUCACCGGAACUUUUUUGAAUUCUCUAAUCGCCGUCCAUGGCGUCGACGUUCAGUUCCGGCGCUCAAAUGUUACUGCUUCUUUCUGUUUUUAUUCUCGCCGGAAGCCUAAGAAGCGGCGACGCUGCUUCGUUUAAGUUCAAUAUCCACCAUCGAUUUUCGGAUUCUGUAAAAGAGGUUCUCCACUCUGAAGGUUUACCGGAGAAACAUACCCCUGGAUAUUAUGCUACUAUGGUUCACCGUGAUCGGUUAGUUCGUGGUCGGCGAUUGGCAGCUACUAAUGAUGAUACACAGCUGACGUUCGCUUAUGGCAACGAUACCGUCUUCAUCGCUGAAUUGGGAUUUUUGUACUACGCGAAUGUUUCGGUCGGAACGCCGUCGGUAGAUUUCCUUGUGGCGUUGGACACUGGAAGCGAUUUGUUCUGGUUACCGUGUGAAUGUUCCAGUUGUGCUACUUAUUUGAACACAUCAAAUGGGGGAAAGUUUAUGUUGAAUCAUUAUAGUCCAAAUGAUUCAACAACGAGCUCAAUUGUUCCCUGCACUAGCUCUUUGUGCGGCCAAUGUACUUCAAACAAAAAUAUUUGUCCUUAUGAAAUAAAUUACGUGUCUGCUAAUACCUCCUCGAUUGGCUACUUGGUUGAGGACGUAUUGCACUUGGCCGCUGAUGAUGCACUACUCAAACCUGUUGAGGCUAAGAUUACUUUUGGGUGCGGUACGGUUCAGACUGGUAUAUUUGCAACAACUGCAGCUCCCAAUGGUCUUAUUGGGCUUGGCAUGGAAAAGAUAUCAGUUCCAAGCUUCUUAGCAGACCAAGGGCUUACCUCAGAUUCAUUCUCCAUGUGUUUCGGACUUGAUGGUUAUGGGAGAAUCGAUUUUGGGGACACAGGCCCAGCAGGCCAAAAACAAACCCCCUUCAAUACCAUGCUCCAUCAAUCCUACAAUGUCACCUUCAAUGAGAUAAAUGUGGGAGGAAAAACCAACAAUGUUCCAUUUACUGCAAUUUUCGACUCUGGAACCUCGUUUACGUACCUAACCGAACCAACUUACUCAACUAUUUCCGAGCAAAUGGAUGCAGGGAUGAAAUUAAAGCGCUUUUCAUUUGGUCCUAGUUUCCCAUUUCAAUAUUGCUACGAAAUUUCUCCAAGUGCAAAAGAAAUUCGACGUCCGCAACUGAAUUUCACAAUGGAGGGUGGAGAUGAAUUUGUCCCUAUAGAUAUUUUUGUUGUUAUUCCUGUUGAUGAGACUAAAAGUGCUGCUUGUCUAGCCCUUGCCAAAAGCACUGAUAUCGAUCUUAUUGGACAAAACUUCAUGACUGGUUAUCGUAUUAUCUUCAAUCGUGGUGAGAUGGUGUUGGGAUGGAGUCCUUCAGACUGUUACGACAAUGGCGAAAGCACUCCCUCCGACUCUCCUCCAGCUGAUUCUCCUCCCUCCGACUCUCCUCCAACUGAUUCCCCACCAUCCGACUCCCCUCCGACUGACGACACUCCACCGUCCGGCGACUCUCCCCCGUCCGAUGACUCGCCUCCGUCCGGCGACUCUCCCCCAUCCGAUGAUUCGCCUCCGUCCAGCGACUCUCCCCCAUCCGAUGACUCGCCUCCGGCACCGUCUACCCCAGGAGGAGGCAACGGUUUGCCGAGAAUUGGAGCUGCAGCGCGGUUGAACCCAUUGGGGUCUGUAUUUGUUGUGGUUCUUGCAAUUUUGGCUGUUGUUUGACUUUGAUUCUUUUCUCUGGGUUUCAUUGUCUGGUGGUGUAUUUUAUUUUAUUUUUUUCGUGAAAUAAUAAUUUAAAUUUGGAAUAGUUUUUAUCCCAUCGUUCUUCCUA